GCCGUCAACGCACAGGACGCCUCAACCAGUGAAGUACUUCCGGCGGUUGUGCAAGCCAGGCAGGUCCAUGAACAGAGCCCCGGGUGAGGGCUGAGGAGCGUUGCAAGCCCGAGGGUGGGAGCUUCCGACAGGAUGUGGAGGUUGCAGUCGCUGCUCACAGCCAAGUGAUGGUUGAACUGGACUUCACAGCACUCCACUUCAGUGCAGGGACUCGGGGCCAUCACAUUUGCCAAUUUCAUGAUGUGGGGAUCAUCACAUCCGCGCACACAUGGCUCGGGUGCUGGACUCUUCAUCUCGGUUUCCUGCACUGACCAGGUCUGUGGAGCGGGACGAAUGGCAGCACUGAGGUGAGGUGAGGUGAGGUGAGUUGAGUUGAGUUGAGGCGAGGCGAGGCGAGGUGAGCCAGGCAUUUGUUUGGAGUUGUGUCACUGCUUGACAUGUUGCGUGCUUGACCCUUGCCGCUCUUUGUGUGCAACGUGAUGUGCAUGUCCAGAAUGGUUGUGGUGACGGAGUCUAGAUUCGUGUGCUGUGGACACCAUGGCGUUGUUGUCUUUUGCUGGAGCAUUUCCUGCGCGAAGCGACGGCCAGCGCGAGUGCAUUGUGAAGCGUGAGGUGAAGACGAGAACAUGUGAGCCGAGUGUGUGGCGGCGCUGUAACCACACGUUGAAUGUGCAGCUGCGAGACUCUGAGGUGGAGGUUGUGAGCAUGUGUGUCAAAGUCAAGCGUGUGUGCAGACAUGAUGUCAUGUUGGGCGGAAGGAGGAGGAAUUUGUGUCGUUCCACGAUUUGGGCGUGGUGGCUAGCAGGAAUGUUGGAGAGGCAGGGCAACGCAGGUAUCCAGUCGGUGCAGCGGAUGAACCCGUUUCACGGAUGGAAGCGUUGAUGUGAGUGGUGGCGUGAGGGACGGAAAAGAGGCAGUUGACCCACAGGGAUUGGAGGUGGAUGUUUGGGCGAGUAUGUUGUGUUGCGCCGCCGAGAGCUCUUUCGUCUCUUCGGAGACAUCUGAUAAAAUUGGAACGAUACAGAGAAGAUUAGCAUGGCCCCUGCGCAAGGAUGACACGCACAAAUCGAGAAAUGGUCCAGAUUUUUUCGUCCCUCUUUCCGGGUCACUCAAUCUUCCUUUCGCAGUCUGCAAAGUCGAUCUUCUUUUCGUCACGGCUGUUCACAAACAUUGUGGUCGAUCAGGUCCCCUACUCCAUGUGUACCGUGCUCGCAAACAAACAGGCGAGGGUGCUAUUUCCACGAAAGCAAACGUGGUAUGGAAUGUUAAGGUAAUGUGUCGUGGAAAGAAGGCAAGCAUGGGUGAAGAUGUGAUCUGGUGUGGUGGAGAAGAAGGGUAAACCGUGUCCUUCCACGAUGUGAUUGUGGUGGGGAAUAACGAUGUUGAAGAUGCAGCACACGCAUCCAAUUGAGUUGGUGCAGGCAGCGCAUGGAGGCGUUUGAGCAAUGGAUGCGUUGCUGAGAGUGAGUGAAGAGGUUGUGCGAAGUAUUGACCCACAUGGAUUGAAGGUGGAUGCUUGGAGGGUAAUAUGGGAUGGUGGAAGAGCAGUGGUACAUGUUUCUUCGGAGACAUCUGAUAAAAUUGGAACGAUACAGAGAAGAUUAGCAUGGCCCCUGCGCAAGGAUGACACGCACAAAUCGAGAAAUGGUCCAAAUUUGUUUCUUUUCGCUGACCUUUCGCUGUUUCUUGCUUUCAUCGCUUGCCACGUCAGCCGCCUGGGUUUUCUUCUGAUAACGGCUGCUGUUCACAAACGUUGUUCUCUACUCCAUCACUUUUGUGAGGGUAGUUCAAUGUUUGUCGAACACCAACAGAUCUAACACCGACCUCUUCCAACUGUACAUCAAUCACACGAUUGUACAAUGCUGUGCAACCCAUGCGUUAGUUUCUCCUCGUCAACACAUGCUUAUCAACAUUGCUUUGCAUUUUCUACACUGUUGCACAUUUGUGCACAUCUUUGCCCA
Messenger RNA from Physcomitrium patens, 1961 nucleotides. RefSeq lists its product as uncharacterized. The record is from RefSeq and is a predicted model, not a curated record. NCBI's taxonomy places the organism in Eukaryota, Viridiplantae, Streptophyta, Bryopsida, Funariales, Funariaceae.